AUGCCUCUUUGUUGCAGACUUGUCUCCGCCCCGAUAUCACUUCAUUGGUUAUGGUCUCCAGAAGACAAUCGCUUUGGUGCUACCACUUUCUCACAGCAGGAACGAGACCUGCGAACGGAAUUUGUCGCGCGAAAAUCUAUGGAAAUGUGCCACGAUUGGUACGAUGAAGAUGGUGCUCUGUUCAAUUUCAUUCGUGAUACAGAGACAAAUUCAAGCUGUCCAUGUAUAGAAACACAAGCGCGUCUAGACCUUGGACGCUUUAUGCCACAUCCGAGAUGUUCACAGACUUUCCGUGAUAUUACGUGCACUACUGUGAUUGGUUCUAAGAAUUGCUAUAUGUCUGCACAAAACAUCUACGGUUCUUAUGCUGGCAAAGGAACUACGUUUGACAACAUGGACACAACGCGGUUUAUGACUCAUUAUGGGCAAGUCUGCUGCUAUGAUGAAUCCGGAUUCCUAAUGCAAACCCCAUAUCAGCCAGUAAUCAAAACCCAGAAAGAAUACUUCUACAAUCCUGGCUAUCCACUAAGAGCAUAUGAAUUUGGGACACCACCCUACAUGGGACAGUUUGAGGUUCCUGGAUUGUCAGUGUUCCACAAUGACUACAUGCCCUACUUUUUGUGCUGUAAAUUUGCCGAUUUCCGUUGUCAAAUGUUCUACUGGCGACGACCAUCCUCAGCUUGUCAGGAAUACCAACCUCCUGCUACAGGACAAAUCUCUGGCGCAGGAAUUAUUAACACAAUCGACAAUGAUAAAUUCAUUUUUAAUGAACCCGGAGUAUUUAACUUCCUCUACAUACCAAAAACUAUACGUACACCAGAAGUACGCAUACAAGUACGCAUGGAACGAUAUCCAAACAGAAAGGUCGAUUUCGGCUUGUUGGGACGUUACAUCUCACAGGCGGAACUCGUGCAGCCUACAAAUGCUACGGUAGUUACGGGAGUUCUGGUCUACGUGAAUAACGUUGAAAGAGGUCAACCAGAGAUUUAUGUGGUACUGGAAGAGGCACAAAUUGGUAUUCGAGUUCGGGAAAGCUAUGCCCUGGACAUUGAUCGCCUACCUAUGUAUCAAGAAAGUAUGGGAAUGUUGGAUAUUCAACUAUCGGUUCCUCCACAGUACGGAGUGCGCCCCGAUGGGGACAAAACUCGCGAGACCGAGCAACAUAGAAUAGUUGGCUCUGGUGAAUCAGGAUCGGAACAGCAACCUGCGGGUACAUUAGCCCAAGGAUUGCCCUCUGACAAUAUGUUUAUCACGAGCAAAGACGAGGACAAGCAAUACGAUGUGUUUCCAGAAGCAAAUCUUCGAGCUGGACCUAUCUAUAAGAUGGCACCUCAGUAUGAGACUCAAGCAAAUCUUCAAUAUGGGCUAGCUCAUUGCCCUGAUGAUGCCGCUUCGAUUAUCAGUGAUUGCGGCGACAGCGUCCCAUGUUUGUACAAUUACGCUUUGCUACAAUCGAAGGUAUUAGCCUUCGAAGAACAAGACACUUGGAAUAGUUUCAUUACGGAAAGAGUGGAUGCUGUGAGGCAAUAUAACAGCUGCGGAGCGAUUAAUAUUGAGUAUCCGGAGUACAUGAUGAAGACUCCAGCACUUGCAUCAGGAUAUCUACAGGGAGACGUAGCCCGGUUUGAUUGUUAUCAAUCUCAUUGGAUCAAAGGAGAUCAUGAAUAUAAAUGUGGGAUUGUUGUGGAUUACAACAAUCCAAAUUCCUAUCGUUUUGAAUGGAAUAAAGGCUCACAACCAUGGUGCCGUUCUCGAGUAAAAGAAAAUUAUUUCAAAUGGAUUACUGUAAUAUUUAGUACUGUAGCUAUAAUCCUUGUAAGUUCAAGCUAUUAUGGUGGUGUUCCUUUUUUGUUGGUGUGUGAAACAGCGAAAAAUUCAGGAGCAACGGCAGUAUAA
Molecule: messenger RNA, 1896 nt
Organism: Strongylus vulgaris
Lineage: Eukaryota; Metazoa; Nematoda; Chromadorea; Rhabditida; Strongylidae
Source: the annotation of a GenBank genome assembly